Molecule: messenger RNA, 5346 nt
Organism: Vitis riparia (riverbank grape)
Lineage: Eukaryota; Viridiplantae; Streptophyta; Magnoliopsida; Vitales; Vitaceae
Product: myosin-9
Exons: 38
Coding region: 514-5106 (1530 amino acids)
Biological process (GO): actin filament organization; vesicle transport along actin filament
Cellular component (GO): vesicle; actin cytoskeleton; myosin complex
Molecular function (GO): microfilament motor activity; ATP binding; actin filament binding
Source: RefSeq, a predicted model, not a curated record
CCAGGCAGUGAAAGUUAGAGAGAGAAAGUAGAAAGAGAAGACAGUUGGGAAUUGGGAGCCACGAAUUUCCUACAAAAGGGCAGAGUUUGAGAGAAGCAGUUUCUAGAGAGAGAGAGACCGCGCGAAAUCGAAGGAAACGAAUUUACUGGUCGUCUUGAAGAAUGUCACUUCCACAAACUGAGCGACACGAAGACGACAAAGAACAAACACAGGAACAACAAAAUCGGUUCCCAUUGGCAUUCACUUCAACGCCAUCGAUUCUUCUCUUCGUUUCCCUUCAUUUUUUCUCGGGAAAAUGGCAUUUUCCCGCAUUUUCUGCCACCGUCCAUGAUGGGGUCGCAGUGGAGAUCAUGCAAAGUUUAAUUUUUUUUUUUUAUCCGGUUUGGUUCCAGAUUCAUCAAAAUUUUGGGCAGAAAGGUUAUUUUCAGCUAGGGAGGUGAAUGGAGAAAAUUCUGAAAGGGAAAUUCAUGCGCUCAGAGAUUUGAAUACGUGGGCUUUGGAUUAAAGCUUAAAAUGGGCACUGCAGUGAACAUUAUUGUAGGUUCUCAAGUCUGGGUUGAAGACCCAGAAGCAGCUUGGAUUGAUGGAUUGGUAACAAAAAUCAAUGGAGCAGAAGCUGAAAUAGAGCUUACUAAGGGAAAGAAGGUUGUUGUGAAUUUAUUGAAAAUAUAUCCAAAGGAUACGGAAGCUCCUGCUGGUGGAGUUGAUGACAUGACAAAGCUAUCUUAUUUGCAUGAACCUGGAGUUUUACAAAACUUGAAAUCUAGAUAUGAGCUCAAUGAGAUAUAUACUUAUACUGGAAACAUACUUAUCGCAAUUAAUCCUUUCCAAAGAUUGCCUCAUAUUUAUGAUGCUCACAUGAUGCAACAAUACAAGGGGGCACCUUUUGGAGAACUAAGUCCUCAUGUUUUUGCAGUUGCUGAUGUUGCAUACAGGGCAAUGAUCAAUGAAGGAAAAAGCAAUUCAAUUCUAGUCAGUGGUGAAAGUGGAGCAGGUAAAACUGAGACAACCAAAAUGCUUAUGCGGUACCUUGCCUUUCUGGGUGGUCGGGUGGCUACCGAAGGACGCACAGUUGAACAACAAGUUCUUGAAUCAAAUCCAGUUCUUGAAGCAUUUGGCAAUGCUAAAACUGUUAGAAAUAAUAAUUCCAGCCGCUUUGGUAAAUUUGUUGAGAUCCAGUUUGAUAAGCAAGGAAGAAUAUCUGGAGCGGCCAUCAGAACUUAUCUUCUAGAGAGAUCUCGUGUGUGCCAAAUUUCUGAUCCUGAACGCAAUUACCACUGCUUCUACCUGCUUUGUGCAGCACCACAGGAGGAAAUUGAGAAAUACAAGCUAGGAAACCCCAAAUCAUUUCACUAUCUGAACCAGUCAAAUUGCUAUGAACUGGUUGGUGUGAGUGAUGCCCACGACUAUCUUGCCACUAGGAGAGCUAUGGAUAUUGUUGGAAUAAGUGAAAAGGAACAGGAAGCAAUCUUCAGAGUUGUUGCUUCAAUUCUCCAUAUCGGCAACAUUGAAUUUACUAAGGGAAAGGAAGUUGAUUCUUCAGUUCCAAAAGAUGACAAGGCAAAAUUCCAUCUUAAAAUGACAGCAGAGCUUCUAAUGUGUGACCCUCUGGCCUUGGAAGAUGCAUUAUGUAAACGUGUCAUGAUCACCCCCGAAGAAGUUAUAAAGCGAAGUCUUGAUCCUCUUGCUGCAACAGUUAGCAGGGAUGGUUUUGCUAAGACAAUAUAUUCUCGAUUGUUUGACUGGUUGGUGGAUAAAAUUAAUGUCUCAAUUGGACAAGAUCCUAAUUCAAAAUCUCUUAUUGGGGUCCUUGACAUCUAUGGUUUUGAAAGCUUUAAGACUAACAGUUUUGAGCAAUUCUGCAUUAAUUUCACAAAUGAGAAGCUGCAGCAACAUUUUAACCAGCAUGUCUUCAAGAUGGAACAAGAAGAAUAUACAAAAGAAGAAAUUGAUUGGAGCUACAUUGAAUUUGUUGAUAAUCAAGAUGUCUUGGAUCUCAUUGAAAAGAAACCCGGUGGAAUCGUUGCUCUCCUAGAUGAAGCUUGCAUGUUUCCAAAAUCAACACAUGAAACAUUCUCACAGAAGCUUUAUCAGACAUUUAAAGUUCACAAGCGCUUUAUCAAGCCAAAACUAUCUCGCACAGAUUUCACUAUUUCUCAUUAUGCUGGGGAGGUCCUAUAUCAAUCUGACCAAUUUUUAGACAAAAACAAAGACUAUGUGGUUCCAGAACAUCAAGACUUGUUGGGUUCUUCUAAAUGUACUUUUGUAGCAGGCCUUUUCCCUCCACUCCCUGAAGAGUCAGCCAAAUCUUCUAAGUUCUCUUCAAUUGGUUCUCGUUUUAAGCUACAACUACAGCAAUUGAUGGACACAUUAAACUCCACAGAACCUCACUACAUCAGAUGUGUAAAGCCAAACAACCUUCUAAAACCUGCCAUAUUUGAGAAUGUCAAUAUCAUGCAACAACUACGUUGUGGUGGUGUUUUAGAGGCCAUCAGAAUCAGUUGUGCUGGGUAUCCUACACGCCGUCCUUUUUUUGAAUUCCUAAAUCGAUUUGGAAUUCUUGCUCAAGAAGUUUUAGAAGGGAACUAUGAUGAAAAGGUUGCAUGCAGAAAGAUUCUGGAGAAAAAGGGGCUUAAGGGGUUUCAGAUAGGUAAGACAAAGGUUUUCUUACGCGCUGGUCAGAUGGCUGAAUUAGAUGCACGAAGAGCAGAGGUACUUAGUAAUGCGGCAAAGGCUAUCCAAAGGCGUAUACGGACUUAUCAUGCUCGCAAACGUUUUAUUGCAUUGCGAAAGGCUACCAUUCAUGUGCAAUCUUUAUGGAGAGGAAUGCUGGCUUGCAAACUUUAUGAGAGCAUGAGAAGAGAGGCUGCUGCUGUGAAAAUUCAGAAGAACAUGCGUAGACAUGAAGCCAGAAAAACCUUUAACAAGCUCCGAGUCUCAGUGCUUGUCUUGCAGACAGGCUUAAGAGCAAUGGCUGCUCAUAGAGAAUUCAGAUUUAGGAAGCAAACUAAAGCAGCAAUUGUUAUUCAGGCCCGGUGGCGCUGUCAUAGAGCUUUCUCAUUCUACAAGAAGCUCAAGAGAGGAGCAAUAGUUUCACAAUGCAGAUGGAGGGGAAGAGUAGCCAAGAAAGAGCUCAGGAAGCUGAAAAUGGCUGCAAGAGAAACAGGUGCACUUAAAGAAGCGAAGGACAAGCUCGAAAAAACAGUGGAGGAUUUAACAUGGCGUCUACAGUUGGAAAAGCGUUUAAGGACUGACUUAGAAGAAGCAAAAGCACAGGAGAUAGCAAAAUUGCAGAAUUCUUUGCAAGCUAUGCAAACCAAAGUUGAUGAAACAAAUGCAUUACUUGUCAAGGAACGAGAGGCUGCAAGAAAGGCUAUUGAAGAGGCACCACCUGUUAUUAAAGAAACCCCAGUUAUUGUUGAAGAUACCAAAAAAGUUGAGUCUCUAACAGCAGAAGUGGAGAGCUUCAAGGCCUUGUUGCAGUCAGAAAAAGAAAGAGCUGACAAUUCUGAGAAGAAAUAUACUGAAGCCCAAGAAUCUAGUGAAGAAAGACAUAAAAAAUUAGAAGAAACAGAAAAAAAGGUUCAGCAACUCCAGGAAUCAUUGAGCAGGCUAGAGGAGAAGCUUACUAAUUUAGAAUCAGAAAAUCAAGUUCUCCGUCAACAGGCUGUGUCCAUGGCACCCAAUAAGUUUCUUUCAGGACGCUCCAAAUCAAUUGUUCAGAGGAGUUCUGAAGGUGGUCAUGUUGCAGGGGAUGCAAGGACUUCUUUGGAUCUGCAUAGCCCUUCACUAAACCAAAGGGAGUUUUCUGAAGUCGAGGAGAAACCACAAAAAUCACUCAAUGAGAAGCAGCAGGAGAAUCAGGAACUGCUCAUUCGAUGCAUUGCACAACACUUAGGCUUUGCAGGAAGUAGACCAAUUGCUGCCUGUAUCAUAUACAAAUGCCUCCUGCAAUGGAGAUCAUUUGAAGUUGAACGGACUAGUGUUUUUGACCGGAUUAUCCAGACAAUAGGCCAGGCUAUUGAGACCCAGGAUAACAAUGACAUUUUGGCCUACUGGUUAUCCAAUGCCUCAACUCUUCUGUUACUACUCCAGCGCACAUUGAAAGCAAGUGGUGCAGCUGGAAUGGCUCCACAGCGCCGUCGAUCAUCAUCAGCUACAUUGUUUGGAAGGAUGACACAGAGUUUUCGCGGAGCUCCACAAGGAGUUAAUCUUUCCUUCACAAAUGGUGGUCUAACUGGUGGAGUGGAAACUUUACGCCAAGUUGAAGCCAAAUACCCAGCGCUGCUUUUCAAACAGCAGCUUACAGCAUAUGUAGAAAAAAUUUAUGGAAUGAUUCGAGAUAAUCUGAAGAAAGAGAUUUCUCCUUUACUGGGGUUGUGCAUCCAGGCACCAAGAAUAUCAAGAGCAAGCUUAGUUAAGGGACCGUCACGUUCUGUUGCAAACACUGCAGCUCAACAAGCUUUGAUUGCUCAUUGGCAAGGGAUUGUGAAGAGCCUUGGAAAUUUCUUGAAUACUUUGAAAGCAAAUCAUGUACCCCCAUUUUUAGUUCGUAAGGUGUUCACACAAAUAUUUUCUUUCAUCAAUGUCCAAUUAUUCAACAGCCUUCUAUUACGACGAGAGUGCUGUUCAUUUAGUAAUGGUGAAUAUGUUAAAGCAGGACUGGCUGAACUGGAACAUUGGUGUUACAAGGCAACCGAUGAGUAUGCAGGUUCAGCUUGGGAUGAGCUCAAGCAUAUCAGGCAGGCUAUUGGGUUUCUGGUCAUACAUCAAAAGCCAAAGAAAACCCUUGAUGAAAUAAGCCAUGACCUAUGCCCGGUGCUCAGUAUACAGCAGCUGUAUCGGAUCAGUACAAUGUACUGGGAUGACAAGUAUGGCACGCAUAGUGUGUCCCCAGAUGUUAUAUCCAACAUGAGGGUGUUAAUGACUGAAGAUUCGAACAAUGCAGUCAGCAAUUCUUUCCUGUUGGAUGAUGAUUCAAGCAUUCCAUUUUCAGUUGAUGAUAUAUCAAAGUCUAUGGAACAAAUAGACAUAUCUGACAUUGAACCACCACCACUUAUUCGUGAGAAUUCUGGCUUUAGUUUCUUGUUGCCGCGUGCUGAUUAAUCACUUUCUCUCAUUCCAUGAGGCUGGACGGCUUCUCUUUCAGCAUCUAACUCUGAUGAUUAUCAAUUUUUGUAGAUUUACUUCACAACCUCUUUAAUUGUGGAUUGUCUUAAUGGGGUUGAUCAUUGUUAAUUUUGAUUCACAUCAGAAACUUUUUUCCAUUGAGAUUGAAAUUCCCUUGCUCCCUACCCAAUGUAACAUUGAAUUUUCCUUUGUGUUAUACAACUAGUUAUUUUUCCC